This is a messenger RNA of Brienomyrus brachyistius, 711 nucleotides long. Its product is annotated as nicotinamide/nicotinic acid mononucleotide adenylyltransferase 1-like. The coding region runs from base 1 to 498 and encodes 165 amino acids. Gene Ontology annotation, biological process: NAD+ biosynthetic process. The record is from RefSeq and is a predicted model, not a curated record. Lineage: Eukaryota; Metazoa; Chordata; Actinopteri; Osteoglossiformes; Mormyridae. The transcript has 4 exons. Gene Ontology annotation, molecular function: nicotinamide-nucleotide adenylyltransferase activity; nicotinate-nucleotide adenylyltransferase activity.
AUGCUACUUUGUGGUGCUGAUGUCCUGGACUCCUUCGGGGUGUCGGGGCUGUGGAAUGCUCAGCAAAUUGCGGAGGUGUUCACCAACUUUGGACUGCAACAUCCACGUGGUGCAGGAGUGGGUGGCCAACGACGUGUCGGCCGCACUCAUCCGCCGCCCGCUGCGGUGUGGCCACAGUGUCCGGUACCUGCUGUGACGCAGGUACCGAAGAAAACAAAGGUGGUGCUGCUGUCUUGUGGCUCCUUCAAUCCAGUGACGAACAUGCACCUGCGCAUGUUUGAACUGGCACGGGAUCAGCUGGAGGACACGGGACAGUAUGAAGUGGUGAAGGGGAUCCUGUCACCAGUGGGCGAUGGCUACAUGAAGAUAGGCCUGAUCGAGGCCAGCCAUCGGGUGGAAAUGGCCAAGCUGGCGGUAGAGAGCUCCAGCUGGAUUGAGGUGGACAGCUGGGAGAGCAGGGAGGCCGAAUGGCUGGAGACAGUCAAAGUGCUGCAGUGAGCUCGCCCUAAGGGUGAAAGAAGGACCCCAACUUUUCAGCUAUGCGUCGCUACACCCCCUGUUGGCUGAACUGGUCUUUGACAUCUGCUCCCAGUCAUCACCGGCAGGAACUGAUCUCCCAGGAACCGGACACUGAUGUGGUAUGUAGGCACUGUAAAGCCUGGCAGGAAAAGAAAACGCAUGGAUGCCAGCGGUGCCACCAAGAGGAGGAAG